Bradysia coprophila is the source of this 959-nucleotide messenger RNA. RefSeq lists its product as uncharacterized. The record is from RefSeq and is a predicted model, not a curated record. NCBI's taxonomy places the organism in Eukaryota, Metazoa, Arthropoda, Insecta, Diptera, Sciaridae. Gene Ontology annotation, molecular function: hydrolase activity.
UAUCGCUUUGCAACACUUCAACUUAUAGCUUUUUAAAGUCUGGAGGUUUUAUUUUCAAACAUUAGUGCUAAUUUAACUACAAAAAAUGAUUGCCGUUAAAGUAUGGCUUUUAAUGGCCUCUACGGUAGUUUCAACAUAUUGCAAUGUUAUAUACGAUCCGAAUUUGCUGCCUCAUGGAUGCGCCGAGAACAAGGCAGUUGAUGGUGAUUAUAUUCCCCGCGGUCGUGUAGUUAACAUUGGCGAUCUCCCUGUUUACGAGGCCGCCGACAAUGUCGACAACAGGCGAAUGCUCAUCGGUGUCUAUGACAUUUUCGGAUUCGCGAAUUCCAACAUGAAACAAGUAACUGAUCACAUGGCUCUUCAAGCGGGUGGUUUUCGAGCGGUUUUACCGGACUUUUAUCGUGGAGAUCAUUGGGGUCUUAAUGCACCCAUAGACCCAAUAGAGCUUUCUACCUGGCUACAGCGUGUGGGAGAUUGGGAUUCAAUUAUCAAACCAGAUUUGAUCAACAUUGUGAACCAUUAUCGGAGUGAAGGUGUUGAGGAAUUUGCUAUAUUUGGCAUGUGUUGGGGAGGACAGAUUGGUGCACUUUCCGCUAUUCAACUUUCUGAUUACUUCAUUGCAAGUGCUCUUGUUCACCCAUCGUUUGUUACCAAUGAUCAGGCACCACUGGUCAGAAUACCGAUGUAUUUGAUUCCAUCACGUGACGAACCUGAUAUGAUACCAUUCUUCCAAGUCUUGCGAAUCAAUUUUAAUGACAAUAGUGGCCACCGACGAUUCGAUGAUAUGUUUCAUGGAUUUGCAGCUGCUCGAGGAAAUUUUAGCGAUCCAUUGAAUCAAAUGCACGUAAAUGAAGUGAUCAGAACGCUUGGUGUUUUCUUUGAACGUAUUCUUUGAGAUAAACAUUGUACGUAAAGGGUAAUAAAGAGAGCGAUUUUUCAAGGAUAUUUUUUGCAUUCCU